AUCGAACAGUGCACAGAGCGCCGUUGGGCUGGCAGGUCGCGAAGAAUAGAAUAACGGACGGAACAAAGUUUUGGGGGAACAAAAUUCAAUUCAAUUCGAUUACGAUUGCGAUUACGAUUACGGUUUUAUUGAUAUAACAACAGCGACGACGACGACAACGGCUUCACCAUGGGCGAUAUGUUCCGCAGUGAGCAAAUGUCCCUGUGCCAGUUGUUCAUACAACCGGACGCAGCGUAUGCCACCAUUGCCGAACUGGGCGAAAGCGGUUGUGUCCAGUUCCGGGAUCUCAACGAGCAAGUCAACGCCUUUCAGCGCAAAUAUGUGAACGAAGUGCGACGCUGCGAUGACAUGGAGCGAAGACUGCGCUACGUGGAGAAUGAGUUGCGCAAGGAUGACAUUAAAAUGCCCGAACUGCCGCCCGAACAGGAACCACCAGCACCGAAUCAACGUGAAAUCGUCGACCUGGAGGCGCAACUGGAGAAAACCGACAACGAGUUGCGUGAAAUGUCGGCAAACGGCGCCAGUUUGAAUGCCAACUUCAGGCACAUGCAUGAGCUGAAGAGUGUGCUGGAGAACACGCAGGGUUUCUUCUCCGACCACGAGGCCAUGAAUUUGGAUUCCAAUCGCAUCAUCGAUCCCAAUGAUCCCAGUCAAGCUAGUGCCCAGCGUGGUCAGCUCGCCUUUGUGGCCGGUGUCAUUAAGUUGGAGCGUUUCUUCAGCUUUGAGCGCAUGUUGUGGCGCAUCUCGCGUGGCAACAUCUUCUUGCGACGCAAUGAUAUUAGCGGAUUGGUUGAUGACGAUGAAACCGGCCGUCCUGUGCUCAAGACUGUGUUCGUAGCCUUCUUCCAGGGCGAACAGCUGAAGCAACGUAUUAAGAAAGUCUGCACUGGGUAUCACGCCGAUGUCUAUCCCUGUCCCAGCUCGCACUCGGAGCGUGUCGAGAUGAUUCGCGAUGUCAACACACGUCUGGAGGAUCUGAAAAUGGUGCUCAAUCAAAGUGCCGAUCAUCGCAGUCGUGUACUCGCCUCGGCGGCCAAGCAUUUGGCCAGCUGGACUAUAAUGGUCAAGAAAAUGAAGGCCAUCUAUCACAUACUCAACUAUUUCAAUCCCGAUGUAACCGGCAAGUGUCUAAUUGGCGAGGGUUGGGUGCCCAACAAGGAUUUGCCAACAGUGCAGCAGGCAUUGGUACGUGGCUCCAAGCUCUCGGACAGUAGCAUUCCGGCCUUUAUGAAUGUCAUUGCGACUAAGGAGCAACCGCCAACCUAUACGAGAACCAACAAGUUUACCAAUGGCUUCCAAAACCUGAUUGACGCCUAUGGCUUGGCCUCGUAUCGUGAGGUGAACCCAGGACUAUAUACUACAAUCACGUUUCCAUUUCUGUUCGCUGUCAUGUUUGGUGAUAUGGGACAUGGACUUAUUCUAGUGGCAUUCGCUUCGUGGCUCAUUAUCAUGGAGAAGAAAUUGGCUGCCAACAAAGAGGAAAUCUUCAACAUAUUCUUCGGUGGUCGCUACAUUAUUCUACUCAUGGGUCUGUUCUCUUUGUACACGGGCUUGAUCUACAACGAUGUCUUCUCCAAGUCAAUGAAUAUAUUCGGCUCCGGUUGGCAGAAUACGUACAACACUUCAACGGUCACCGAUGAGACCCUCGACUCUUUGACAAUGCGGCCAAGAAUAAACAACUUUAAGACAUAUCCACUCGGCAUGGAUCCCGUUUGGCAGAUGGCCGACAACAAAAUCAUCUUUCUGAACACCUUCAAGAUGAAACUGUCGAUUAUAUUUGGUGUAGCUCACAUGUUGUUUGGCAUUUGCAUGUCGGUGGUGAACUUUAUCCAUUAUCGCAAAUAUGCCAGCAUUUUCUUGGAAUUCUUGCCACAAGUUGUUUUUCUGCUGCUGCUUUUCGGUUACAUGGUCUUUAUGAUGUUCUACAAAUGGGUCGUCUACAAUGAUGACACCGAUCAGCAAGACCUUUCGCCCGGCUGUGCACCGUCUAUACUCAUUCUGUUCAUCAACAUGAUGCUCUUUGGCCACCAGGAGCCACUCGAUGGCUGCAAGGAAUACAUGUUCGAGGGUCAGGACACCAUCCAACAGAUCUUUGUGGUCAUCGCACUCAUCUGCAUACCUAUAAUGCUGGUGGGCAAGCCAUUGUACAUCAUUGCAAAGCGACCCAAACAUUUGCCAGCACCAAAUCAUGCUCCACCUGCACAAGCUGCAGGCGGAGGCGGAGGUGGUCAUGGUGGUCAUGGCGGUGAGGAUGAGACUACAGGCGAGUUGUUCAUCCAGCAGGCCAUUCACACCAUCGAGUAUGUGCUGAGCACAGUCUCCCACACAGCAUCCUAUUUGCGUCUCUGGGCUUUGUCCUUGGCUCAUGCGCAAUUGUCGGAAGUCUUGUGGAGCAUGGUCUUCUCUCAAGCCUUCAUUAUCGAGGGCUACGUGGGCUGCAUUGUUGUCUUCAUCAUCUUUGGAGCCUGGGCUGGCCUCACAGUUGGCAUUCUGGUUCUUAUUGAGGGUCUUUCGGCCUUUUUGCACACAUUGCGCUUGCAUUGGGUCGAGUUCAUGAGCAAGUUCUAUGAGGGCGCUGGUUACGCCUUUGAGCCAUUCUCCUUUAAGGCCAUACUCGAGGAUUCCGGUGAGAACUAGGGCGCAGGACGCACAAUCUAUCUACGAUGAGUUACCAAAUCAUUUGCAAAAAUGUUUGUUGCUUUUCUUUUUGGAUAAUAAAUUCGUUUUUCAUAUGCA
Messenger RNA from Drosophila nasuta, 2736 nucleotides. RefSeq names its product Vacuolar H[+] ATPase 100kD subunit 5 (gene Vha100-5). Bases 169 to 2637 code for a protein of 822 amino acids. Lineage: Eukaryota; Metazoa; Arthropoda; Insecta; Diptera; Drosophilidae. Gene Ontology annotation, biological process: proton transmembrane transport; vacuolar acidification. Gene Ontology annotation, molecular function: proton-transporting ATPase activity, rotational mechanism; ATPase binding. The record is from RefSeq and is a predicted model, not a curated record. Gene Ontology annotation, cellular component: vacuolar proton-transporting V-type ATPase, V0 domain; vacuolar proton-transporting V-type ATPase complex; plasma membrane. The transcript is spliced from 4 exons.